Oldenlandia corymbosa var. corymbosa is the source of this 534-nucleotide messenger RNA. The record is from the annotation of a GenBank genome assembly. NCBI's taxonomy places the organism in Eukaryota, Viridiplantae, Streptophyta, Magnoliopsida, Gentianales, Rubiaceae.
AUGGAAGACCUCAACACCAUAGCAGCAGAUUGCCUUGUGAUAUCUUGUUGCUGUCAGUGUUUGAUCCUGCAAAUCCUUAUCAUCAUCUUGCUUAAACUACCAUACAAACUCUUCCGAAAGGCGAUAAGUUACACGAAGAAGAAGCUGAGGAACAGGAGGAAGAGAGGAGGGAAGAUUAAUCUACAUACAAAAAGGAAAAGAAGAUUGAUCCAUGACAACAACAGCCCUUUUAGAACUGCUCAUGAUCAGGAAAUUGCUUCCUCCUCAAAUGAUGAUCAUGAUGAGUGCCAACAAUUUGAGAGUUGCAUGGAUGAAAUUGAGAAGGUUUUGGAGGAUUUUUGCCUUAGGGGUGAAUUUGGGUUUGGAAGAUUCUUGGGUGGUGGAGAUGAGGAAGGCUCCUGUGUUGGGAGCUUUCCAACAUGUUUAGGAAAUGGAGUGAUUAAUCAUCAAGAACUUGACUAUGAUGUUGUUAGUUAUCAUUUGAUUCAAAUGUUUGGAUCUUGCAAUGUCACAGAUCAGUCUUUGAUCCAUUGA